UAAUUUGGAUUUUGUAGAUUAAGAGUCCUCAAUUCGUACAGGAGAAAAGCAGCAGCAACGCAUAUCACUGAAUUUUAUCAGGACUGUCCGCUCGUGAUUACAUACCUGUCCUCGAACAUGGAAGAUUAGGGAUGAAAUGUUCCAAAAUUUGCUAGUGGUAUACUUAUGGCUAAGCGUCUACCGCAUUGAGUCUCUUCAUUGUCAGUGUCAUGCAUAUGACGAGAGCAGUCGAGGAAUCAGUCGAGCCGGCGGCAAACUAUUUCCGGCCAUUGAGCCUUCUUUCGUAUUAUUAUUCCCUCGAAGAAACUUAGGCUUUGCUUCACUUCUAUUGGAUGUAUGUAUAAUCCGGGCAACCGUUCUCUUACGGGUGUUCUUCCUUCCCUUUAAAGUUGCCACUACUACGAUAAGCGAUGACCCCAGAUGACUCCAAGAGAACUGCAGUCGCUGAACCAGAUUCCGUUCAACCUUCAAUGGCGCCUACUCUACGGGAAUCCAAAUCCAUAGACAACUGUUCUCCCAGUUUGAUUGCAAAGCUAGCUUCUGGAAUAGUACUCGACAUACGAGCAAGGGCUCC
Messenger RNA from Lentinula edodes (shiitake mushroom), 574 nucleotides. RefSeq lists its product as uncharacterized. NCBI's taxonomy places the organism in Eukaryota, Fungi, Basidiomycota, Agaricomycetes, Agaricales, Omphalotaceae. Bases 137 to 424 code for a protein of 95 amino acids. The transcript has a single exon. The record is from RefSeq and is a predicted model, not a curated record.